Drosophila innubila is the source of this 628-nucleotide messenger RNA. Its product is annotated as C-type lectin 37Db-like. Bases 5 to 571 code for a protein of 188 amino acids. The transcript has a single exon. NCBI's taxonomy places the organism in Eukaryota, Metazoa, Arthropoda, Insecta, Diptera, Drosophilidae. The record is from RefSeq and is a predicted model, not a curated record.
GAAUAUGUUGUGGCAUAAAUUUAUUGGCUUCGCAAUCCUCAGCCUGGUGCUGAGUCAACUCGAGUUUGUUCAGAGUGAUGUCGUUGCUUCCGGUUGCAAGGGGAACUUUUCCCCAGUGGCAGACAAAUGUCUUAUUGCCGUCAGCAAUUAUAGCACUUGGUAUGACGCGGAUCGUCAUUGUCGUUCUUUGGGAGCUGGACUUCUCAGUCUGCAGAAUCAGACACAGUUGCUGCAAAUUACUGAAUGGCUUAAUAUCAGAAUGCCCAACACUUUAGAAUUGUGGACAUCGGGCAACACUCUGGGCGCCAAGGAGGGAACCUAUUACUGGCAGAGCACCGGCGAGGAGGCUCUUUAUCUUCCCUGGUCAGCAGGACCACCUGAACCUUCUAGUGGCGACUGCUUGACUCUUUAUGUCAACGGCCUCAACAACUGGGGAUCCUUCAAUUAUAGUCUGGGAGUCAGGACUUGCAACACAUUAGCAGCUCUUGUCUGCGAGCAGGAGGUACAGAAAUAUCCAAGUGGGAUUUGUCUCAAGACUGAAGCCUACGAAAACAUUCAGGUUUUGGCCUAAAAAAAUUAUUUAAAAUAAUUUGUUUUUAUUUAAUAAAAGACACGAACAUUAACUUAA